UGUAUUGCACACCACGAGACCGCUGCACACCACUCAGCAGUGUUUGGCUCCUGUGCCACCUCUGCCUGAGAAAGCAGGAGAAGUACGUUAUGGUUUGAUCCCUGAGGAGUUUUUCCAGUUUCUCUAUCCUAAAACAGGAGUUACAGGGCCUUACAUGUUGGGAACUGGACUGGUGCUUUACCUUCUCUCGAAGGAGAUCUACGUGCUGAACCACGAGACGGUUGCAGCUGCCUGCAUCUUGUCAGUCAUCAUUUAUGGCAUAAAGAAAUACGGGUCUGAUGUAGCAGCUUUUGCUGAUAAACUUAAUGAGGAGAAAAUUGCUAAAGCUUUAGCUGUAAAAAACGAGGCUAUUAAGGAUCUGGAGACAGCGAUUGAACAGGAGAAGAAGGAGCAGUGGCGGGUCGAAGGCCGCAGUUACCUCUUUGACGCGAAGCGGAAUAAUAUUGCAAUGGUGCUGGAAACUAAUUAUCGAGAAAGAUUGCUGACAGUCUACAACGAAGUGAAAAAAAGGCUGGACUAUCAGGUGGCUAUGCAGAAUUUAAAGCGCCAGAAAGAACAAGAUCAUAUGAUUCAGUGGGUGGAGAAAAAUGUUAUCCAGAGCAUCACACCUCAACAGCAGAAGGAGAGCGUUGCAAAGUGCAUUUUGGACCUGAAGGCGCUAUCGAAGAGCGCGCAGGCAGCGGUGUAA
This is a messenger RNA of Antrostomus carolinensis (chuck-will's-widow), 688 nucleotides long. RefSeq names its product ATP synthase peripheral stalk-membrane subunit b (gene ATP5PB). The transcript has 5 exons. Lineage: Eukaryota; Metazoa; Chordata; Aves; Caprimulgiformes; Caprimulgidae. Gene Ontology annotation, biological process: proton motive force-driven ATP synthesis. Gene Ontology annotation, molecular function: proton-transporting ATP synthase activity, rotational mechanism. The annotation marks the transcript as partial. The record is from RefSeq and is a predicted model, not a curated record.